Molecule: messenger RNA, 1947 nt
Organism: Perognathus longimembris pacificus (Pacific pocket mouse)
Lineage: Eukaryota; Metazoa; Chordata; Mammalia; Rodentia; Heteromyidae
Gene: Znf10
Product: zinc finger protein 10
Exons: 5
Coding region: 73-1782 (569 amino acids)
Biological process (GO): regulation of DNA-templated transcription
Source: RefSeq, a predicted model, not a curated record
CUGGCUUGGAAAGGGAGGUGUGAGCAGAGAUGUCUUUUCAGGACUCUCCUGUCGUUCAAGACAAUUACUUCCAUGAACAAGGAAGACAUGGAACCUGUAUUGCUGUCUGCCCAUUCCCAGACAUUAGUGACCUUCAGGGAUGUGCUGGUGGACUUCUCCAAGGAAGAAUGGAAGCUUCUGGACACUGAUCAGCAGUUCAUAUACAAAGACGUGAUGUUGGAGAAUUAUAAGAACCUGGUUUUCUUGGGGUUUCAGCUUCCUAAGCCAGAUGUGAUUCUUCGUUUGGAGAAAGGGGAAGAGCCCUGGCUGGUAGAGAGAAGGAUUUACCCUGAGACCCGAUUAGAUUCAGAAGUUAAGUCAGUUUCCAGUAAGAAGACUUCUGAAGAACAAACCUGUAACAUUAAAGUUGAAGAAACUACAAGGGAUGAUCUGUGGUAUUUGUCAUUGGAGGAUGUCUGGAAAUGUGGAGACCACAUAGGCAAAUAUCAAGAAAAUGAGAACAGACAUUUGAGACAAGUGACAUUCCAUCAAAAGAAAGUAAGCUACCAAGAGAAAGUUUGUGAAAGCAAAAAUGAAGGAAGUUGUCUUCUUCCUGCUCAACUCAUACUGAGAGAGUAUUUGAGUAAACGUGUCUCACAAACAAAAAGUUCAAAACAUGACUCAGAAUUUAGUGGGCAUCAGGAAAGCUGUUCAAGCAACAUUAGUGAAUGUGGUCAACCCUUCUAUGAAAACAUCCACCUUAUUCAGUUUGCAAGAACUUAUACAGGAGAUAUAUCCUAUAAGGGCCCUGAUAAUGACAACUCUUUUAUCCUCGGUACAUCCCUUGGUAUAUCAAAAGGUAAACAUAGAGAAAAACCCUAUGAAUGUAAGGAAUGUGGAAAAUUCUUCAGCUGGCGCUCUAAUCUUACCAGGCACCAGCUUAUUCACACUGGAGAGAAGCCUUAUGAAUGUAAAGAAUGUGGAAAAUCUUUCACCCGGAGUUCACACCUUAUUGGACAUCAAAAGACGCAUACUGGUGAGGAGCCCUAUGAAUGCAAAGAGUGUGGAAAGUCCUUCAGCUGGUUCUCCCACCUGGUUACCCACCAGAGGACACACACAGGAGACAAGCUGUACACGUGCCAUCAGUGUGGGAAGUCCUUUGUUCACAGCUCCCGGCUGAUUAGGCACCAGAGGACUCAUACUGGAGAGAAACCCUAUGAAUGUCCUGAGUGUGGGAAGUCGUUCAGGCAGAGCACACACCUCAUUCUGCAUCAGAGAACUCAUGUCAGAGUUAGGCCAUAUGAAUGUAACGAAUGUGGGAAGUCAUACAGCCAGAGGUCUCACCUUGUUGUUCAUCACAGGAUUCACACUGGAUUGAAGCCUUUUGAAUGUAAAGAUUGUGGGAAAUGCUUCAGUAGAAGCUCCCAUCUUUUUUCACAUCAGAGAACCCACACUGGAGAGAAACCAUACAAAUGCCAUGAUUGUGGAAAAUCCUUCAGUCAGACUUCUGCCCUUAUUAUACAUCAAAGAAUUCAUACUGGAGAGAAACCCUAUGAAUGUUGUCAGUGUGGGAAAGCCUUCAUUCGGAAGAAUGACCUCAUUAAGCACCAGAGAAUUCACAUUGGAGAAGAGGGCUAUAAAUGUAAUCAGUGUGGGAUUAUUUUCAGCCAGCACUCUCCACUUAUAGUCCACCAGAUAGCUCACACUGGGGAGCAGCUAUUCACGUGUAACCAGUGUGGGACAGCACUGGUUAGUAGCUCUCUAGUUAGAUACAAAAAAAAUAGUACCAGAGGAAGCACUUAGUAAUGUAUUGAAUAUAGAGCACUCUUCACCAGGAGUAGUAGGUUUACUGUAUAUUACAGAACUGGAGAAAUGCUGUGCAAAUUGAACCUACAUGGAAAUGAUUUUCAUUACUACCCUAUUGUAUCUCAUAUAAUGGAUCCUGGAGUGGAAAACCACAAAUUUCAU